Messenger RNA from Labrus mixtus (cuckoo wrasse), 2427 nucleotides. Its product is annotated as E3 ubiquitin-protein ligase TRIM39-like. Bases 240 to 1628 code for a protein of 462 amino acids. The transcript has a single exon. Lineage: Eukaryota; Metazoa; Chordata; Actinopteri; Labriformes; Labridae. The record is from RefSeq and is a predicted model, not a curated record. Gene Ontology annotation, molecular function: zinc ion binding; protein binding.
CUGAGUCACUGAGACGAGACGCCAUGAAAGACUGACAUUAAGAUUCACCUGCAGAGAAAAACCAGACCGCUGCAGGAGGGAACACUGGGAAUACUGGGAAUAUCUGGACUUUUACCUGAAACUGAAUCCACAAACCGGAUAAGACGUAAAAAAAGAACAAAGAAUACAGAUUAAAGGAACUUUGAGUGACAGGGAGUGACUCCCAGCUGUUCGUCUCCUCGUCUUCAACUUGAGAUAAAAUGGCGUCCAAGUUAGAGGAAGAUCUGAGCUGUCCGGUCUGCCUCAACAUCUUUAAAGAUCCAGUCAUCCUGUCCUGCUGCCACAGCUUCUGUAGAGAGUGUGUGAAGGACUGCUGGAAGGAGAAGGAGAACAAGGAGUGUCCGGUUUGUAAGAGGAGACAGUCAAAGGAUUUUAAUCCUAACUUUACUUUAAAGAACCUGAGUGAGAGUUUUGUGCAGGAGAGAGAUCAGAGAGCUUCAGAGGAUCUCUGCAGUCUGCACUCUGAGAAACUCAAACUCUUCUGUCUGGACCAUCAGGAGCCGGUGUGUCUCGUCUGCAUUACUUCAGAAGAAAAACACAGCAAACACACAAUCAGACCCAUCGAUGAAGCUGCUGGACAACACAAGAAGAAACUUCAGGAAACUCUGGAGCCGGUAAAGAAGAAGUUAAAUGUUUUUAAAGAAGUUAAAGUGAAGUUUGAUCAAACAGCAGAACACAUUCAGGUCCAGGCCCGACACACAGAGAGGCAGAUUAAGGAGCAGUUUAAGAAGCUUCACCAGUUUCUAGAAGAGGAAGAGGAGGCCAGGCUGUGUGCACUGAGGGAGGAAGAGGAGCAGAAGAGUCAGAGGAUGAAGGAGGAGAUGGAGGCUCUGAGCAGAGAGAUAGCAGCUCUUUCACACACAGUCAGAGACACAGAGGACGAGCUGAGAGCUGAAGACGUCUCAUUCCUGAAAAACUACAAGGCUGCAGUGGAAAGAGUCCAGCAGCGCCCCCUGCUGGAGGAUCCACAGCUGCCCUCAGGAGCUCUGAUAGACCAGGCCAAACACCUGGGCAACCUGAGCUUCAACAUCUGGAACAAGAUGAAGGACAUGGUCUCCUACAGUCCGGUCAUUCUGGACCCAAACACUGCUCAUCCAGUCCUCAUCCUGUCUGAAGAUCUGACCUGUGUGACACGAGGAAAGAGACAGCAGCUUCCUGAUAAUCCAGAGAGGUUUGAUACUUACAGCUCUGUCCUGGGCUCUGAGGGCUUUAACUCAGGGACUCACAGCUGGGACGUCCAGGUUGGAGACAGUACAUACUGGUUACUGGGUGUGUUAGCAGAGUCUGGACAGAGGAAGGGAGACAAAUGGUCUGGAUUAUGGUUAAUAUGGUUCAAAGAUGGUAAAUACAGAGCACGCACCUCACCACAUCCAUCCACUGUUCUCUCAGUGAAGAAGAAGCUUCAGAGGAUCAGAGUGAAUCUGGACUGUAACAGAGGAGAGCUGUCCUUCUCUGAUCCUGAUACUAACACACACAUACACACCUUCACACACACUUUCACUGAGAGGAUGUUUCCAUACAUUUACACUGGUGAUAAACUCCCACUGAAGAUGUUACCAGAGAAGAUCUCUGUGACUGUGUCGUCCUGAUGUCGCUGGUUGUCUUUAUGACAGAGCUCAGAUCUGUUUGGUGUAACUCAGGGACUCACAGCUGGGACACUGUGGGGGGGGUAGAGUCUGUCCCUGUUCUCUGAGUGAAGAAGAGGCUGCAGAGGAUCACAGUGAGUCUGACACCAACACACACUUUCACUGAGAAACAGUUUGCAUGCAUCAGAACUGAGAGAAGAACUCCCACUGAGGACUUAACCACUGAAUCUCUGUGACUGUAGAUUUAAAAAAAAACAUCUUGAUGAUUAGAAUCAAAUUUCACUCAUUUUUCUGAACCGAUAUUUGAAGACCUUAACAAUCAAUGAUGGAUUAAUAAUGAAUAAUUAAUGAGCCAUAAAAAGCUGGUCUUCUUCUCAGUUUCUGUUUUGUUGAAGUUAUUUUAAACAUGAAUUCAUUAAAUACAAUCAGUUUGAAAUAAUUAAACUACGAGGCUCUCUCUUAAAAACAACGUAUUGUCAUGAUUUGGUCUUAUGUAGUUUGUAUUUUCACUUUGUUUCCUAGCUUAGUUUCUAGUCUUUUUAUUUUGUAUUUCCUAUACCUGUGUUUCUUUGUUCUAGUGUGUUUUCUUGGUAAUGUUUCAUUCUUGAGUUCUGAUCUCAUACGGAUCUCAUUCAUCUGGUGAAGGCUACGUUCCAUCAUUCUUGUAAUUCUGUUUUAAUUAAACUGGGUGCCUUUUCAUCAACUUGUUCAUUGGUAGUUUGUUUGUGUGUUUUACUCUGACUUUGAUUAUCGACCAUGUAAAAAAAUAAUUAACAUAAUUAAAAGAAAACAGUCAACAAUC